This is a messenger RNA of Alternaria metachromatica, 2337 nucleotides long. RefSeq lists its product as uncharacterized. Lineage: Eukaryota; Fungi; Ascomycota; Dothideomycetes; Pleosporales; Pleosporaceae. The coding region runs from base 1 to 2337 and encodes 778 amino acids. The record is from RefSeq and is a predicted model, not a curated record. The transcript has a single exon.
AUGGCCGGCCCACCAUCAUACCCCGCCAAUACCAAUCUCACAUCCAACCCACCACCCCCGUCGAUAUCAUCACAGUCCAACACAGCAUUCACACCAAGCGCAACCUCAAUCGCCGACUCCUCCGACAAUGAAUAUGAGCCAACCCCCGUCCACAGCCCAGGAGGCCCACAAUAUGAAGAUUUGCCACCAUCCUACGACGAGGCCCGCGACCAAGCCAACCACGACACCCGUCAUGGCAUCGCGCCUGUAGACCCCAGCCAAAUCGAAGCCCACCGCAUCACCACCAACGAAGGACCAAACGAGCCAGAAAUAUGGGAGUACCGCGUAAGAGGCGAAGAAACAGAUCCCGCAAGUGAACAGGAACGCGCACCAGACUAUGCGAAUCACACAAACGACAAGGCCACCAGUGUUCCAGUCCAGCAUGUCAGUACGAGUGAGAAUAUCGCUGUGGGAAGGGUUCAUAACGAACCUGCUUCUUCGUCGAGCAAAGAGAAACAGUCCGAUCUAGCUUCUGACCUGCUCACCCAAGCCUUAGAGUUCAGCCGUGAAGAACCAGAUGCGAGGGCGCAGUAUGCACCGCAUCUAAACCGCAUCAUCGCGAUACCCGAGCAUGCAGGACCAGCAAGACGUGCAGACGAACACGUAUAUUUCUUAGUUGCGUACGCCGAAGUGUUGGACCGGCAUUCCAUCAAGCCAGCCGAGUUUGCCGACUUCCUGUACGGUCUACAAGUCCUGACCACAGCGGCGCACACGACGGCCGAAGACUUGCUACACGAACCGUCCCAUCAAGGACUCUCUUCCAGCAUCGUACACGACUACAUUCGAGGAGCGAAUGAAGCCUUCUUCGCGCCAAGAGGCCUGAUUGUGUCAUUCCGCAGCGAGACUGCGCUUCUAGACACGCUACCCAUUCCAGCGGGCCACAAACCCAGCGUCCUCGCCAACCUGGCCGAUAAGACUGCAACGGCUGAAUGGCGGGCAAGGCAAUUAUACCCCUGGAUCGAAGCUCUCGACGCUGACGCCGUGCCGCUGCCGAGCGAGAGAGUGCUUAAAUUGCAUGAGAUGAGGGAACAUUUCUCAGGUCCGACGACGGCUACUGGCUCGCCUGACUAUGCUGGAAACAGCGGUCUUGGAUCUGCUGGUGCACACGAAGACCCACCUCACUCCAUCCCCGGACCUCCAGAGGAAUCCUCACACGCACAUGGUCGACAUGGACGAGGCGCCCAUCAUCCCCGCGGCAGACGAGGCGGUCACUGGUCGCCGUUUGGUAUGCCAGGUCAUGGCCCCUUUGGUGCACCCGGCAACGGUCCUUUCGGCCAGCCCGGCAACGGCCCCUUCGGGCGCGGCGGUCGAGGAGGACCAUUUGGACCUCGCGGCAACGCCUUCUUCGGUAGAGGAGGCUGCUCCCCUCGCGGUGGACGCGGACGCGGACGUGGACCACCACAGUCCGCGAACGAAUGGGCGGAAGUAGGCAAAGAAUUAGGCAAGAUUGGGGAGCAAUUCGGUAGACAUAUGGGUGAUUUGGGUGUGGAGAUUGGGAAGCGGGCGAGUGCUUUUGGGGUGGAGGUGGGGAGGAUGGCUGGGGGGAAUGUUGGUGGAAGUGGAGGUGGAAAUGCAGGUGCAAGUGUGAGUAUGAGUGGCAAUGGAGGGUCUACUACCUCAGGUCCUGCCUCGUACGAACAAGUCCACGACGACCUCCCACCUGCUUAUGCUGCACCGCCAGGACAGGAGACGGGCGUGCUAUAUGGCGAUCGUAAAGUCGAUACGGGGUACCCGGCCGAUACGAAGGAUAAGGGGAAAGCUGCAGUCAGGGACCUGGAUGACGACGAUGAUACCUCUUCCCUCUCAUCUGAUAGUUCAGACUCAGAUUCAGACUCCUCGGAUUCAGACUACGACUACGACCCCGACUCCGACUUCACCCCCGCCACAACCCCCAAAGCCCAAUCCCUCAAGCUCGCACGCCGCCAGAUCAAACAACGGAACCGCCAACUCAAAAAGGACCACAAAGCCAAGAAACGCGAACUCAAAGCCAAACACUCCUCCCUAUCAACAACAGAAAAAAGCAAAGGCAAAGGAAACGCGACGAAGAAAGCGAAGAGGGAUCCGAAAUGGAAAGCUGCGAAGAAAGAGUAUAAAGCGCAGAGGAAGGAGUUGAAGAAGGAGAGAUUGGCUGUGAAGAAGGAGUGGCGAGAGGCGAGGGAGGAGAUGAAGAGGGAGAAGAGGGGGGUGAAGGGUAUGGCAGCUGGAGGGAUGUCGAGAGGAGGGGUUGAGAAAGCGGGGGAAACAGGAGCAGGAGGGAAGGAGGGGGUCUGGUUGGUGAUUGAGAAUUUGGCGCCUUAA